AAAGUAUUGACCGUGAGUCUUGUUGAGGUCGAAGUAGCAACAAGAAAGUGUGUGAGUUUCUUGUCACAUCUGGGAAGUUAGAAACAUCUGAGAAACUUAACAAUAUGUCCUCCACUUUUUCGCCUGCACCCGCACCCGGAGGCCGCACAGCUCUCGUGUGCACAGUGUGCUACACAGUCGGACUGCUGUGCUCGAUCUCUUUCAUCUACAGUUAUGCAGCUUUUAAAGGUGACUUGGGAGCCCGAUUCGCUUGGGACGAGUACUCGCUUGCUUACGUCUUCACGUUUGCCAAUAUGGGACAAAACUUCGUCGUCCACAUGGGAGCACUCUACGACAAGAAAGGACCUGUGGUCACCUCAUUGGUCGCUGCAUUGUUCAAAUUCGUGGGGAAUGGUGGGAUGUUCCUCCUGUCGAAGUUGCGCAUAGAUCAGCCAUCACUGUUUGUUAUGAGUGUAGGGAGUCCAUCUCCAAAGUCAUCUGGACAAAGAAAAUAAGAAGGCACAGAAAUUACUAUUGAUCAAGACAAGAUAAGAAGGAAAAGGGGCCCAGAAGAUGACUUGUGAGAUGUAUUCCCUACUCCUCGAAGCUUGGGCUGUUGUUCUUUUUGGAUGCUCAAGCGACCGGAGCAGCCAUCAUCAUGGCCAAUAUGCAAGCGCAGAAGCUGACGCCACAGAGCUUCAAGGGAGUGGUAAUAAAAGAUCAAAUCUAAGGUCUUCAAUGGAACAAAUUAUAAGUAAAAGAAUAAGACUAUAAGUAAAAGUCCGUCUUAUCUUCAAUGGAAAUGAAGUUCAGGCUUUGCCUUUAGUCCUAGUAAUCUUCAAGAAUAGGAACUGAACACCCGCCCGGCUCACAAUAUCUUCAACAUCUCUUCCACUUCGUACAAUAGUACACAAAUGCACAACAUUCAUCUGCUCUCCAUGCUCCCGCACCUACAGGUAGGCUCCAUCUGUGCUGCUGCCUUCGGCUUCGGAGCCACCUUGUGGGUGGCCAAUUAUGACGGGUAUCUAAAGCCAGACAUCGAUUCCCACUUCCUUCUCAGUGCAGUCGUCUCCAGCGGGUUUCUAGUCUGCUACACGCCGAUGCUGGCAUUGUUUCAACGGGUCUUUCCAUCUGCGGAGACGACCAAGGAUGAGCAAAUAAAAGUAGCUGAGAAGACCACCAAGGAUGAGGCAAAAGUGGAUAGGUUAAGGAGCAAUAGUCGGGAUGUAGUAAGCAGGUGCCAUUGCUUUUUCGUAAGAGCGCAGGUUGUUUGCGAAUGCCGUCCCAAGUAGAUGGUCAUGUUUUUAAUGAGCAUGAGCAGAAACAUGAAGUAUGCCCCAGGUCGUCACUCGUAUAAUCUCUAGAAUCCUUUCUUCAGAAGGACAAAAGGGAUUAAUUAUACGGCAUUCUCAAAAUAGAGAAGCUCCUCUAUUCUGAAAAACAGUUGUGGCACCAUUAAUUUAUGUCCAAAAGGCGAAAAUCACGAACGUCAACGCCAAAACGAAAGUCUUCCUCGGCUGUCAGUGCCUCUUCGUCAUCGUCUUCUAGUAAAAGAAAGAGUAGCCAAGGACGAGGAAAGGAUAGCGAGAGUACUACUGAGACGACUACUAAGGCUUCCGCUUCCACCGCUGCAGCUUCCGGAUCGCAGAAGAACAAGAUCUCCAUUAGCGAACUUCUCCGCUCCUCCGACUUCAUCGCCCUCUUCUGCGCUACGCUUGUCACCUGGAGUGUUUCAACAGUGUACAUUGCGCAUUUGGCGGGGAUGGCAGAAGCCGCCGCAGCCUCAAGUGCGGUGUCCGCACGGAUUCGAGGAAUCUACCUUUCCUGUUCGACUCUAGGCCGUUUGAUAGCCGGACCUUUGGCGGACAUUACAGGGAGAAUUUGCACCUUGCAAUUGUGGAUCGCGUUGACGAACAUCGUAACAUUAAGAAGGAACAACCAUUAGUAUUUGUAAUGUAGUUAAGUAAGAACUUCUCAAGAGAAAGUUAAGAGUAGGUUAAAGUAGGUGCUUUUCUUACCGCUUUUUAUGCCUCUCCUAAGGGAGAACGAGAAAGGCAUAAAAAGCGGGGUAAGCGAGCACCAACAACCUACCUCUAAUAACACUCUUCGCGGCGAUAGGAGGUCUGCUGUUUUUCGGACUGUCAGAGAUGAGCUUGACGGGCAGCAGCAUAGCAGCUGGGCUGGCGUUCGGUGCGAUAUCGGCGUUGAUCUUAUGCAUGGUCGUGUCAAGAACAAGAAUCCAAAUCCAUGUUUAACGAUAUCAUGAAAAGUAACUACAACUAGCACAAGCACUCAAAUUUGAAUAGAAUUAUUUUUAGACAUAAGUUGUACAAGGAAAGAUGGUGGAAAUGGAAAUCAUGAUCCUCGUCGUCCUCUAACUCUACCCCUCCUUUGCCGGCAACUGGCACCAGAAGUGAGCGGAACGGCGUACGCGAUUACGAAGGUGGGCUCACUAGUGGUGUCGACGAUAUGGAUAACGCAUGCUGGGAGUGUGCUAGAGAAGCUAAAAGCCGACCGAGGACACACACUCACCUGUGUAGGUGACGAGUGUUAUCGACCGACCUUGUUGUUUAUUGCCGGGACAUGUGCACCGUUGACGCUGUAUUCGAGCAAGUGGGCUUUGGAUAGCAUGCGAGGAAAAGCAAGUGGAGGAGGAAGUGCGGGUAAUUAUAGCAAAAAGAAGAAAGAAUAACAUCAACGAACAUGGUUUAGUGACUUAUGAAAUAGUGAAAAGAAGAGAGAAUAACACGAUUAGGUUUAGUACUGGUUUUGUUCACCUCUUGCCAUACAUCUUGACGACAAUUUGAUGUCAAAAAACCAUACAUGUUGACCGCCCAGGAGAAAUGAUUUCACUUCUAGAGGAUGCUGAGACUGAGGACAAUCUGCAAGAACCAC
This is a messenger RNA of Amoebophrya sp. A25, 2874 nucleotides long. Lineage: Eukaryota; Dinophyceae; Syndiniales; Amoebophryaceae. The record is from the annotation of a GenBank genome assembly.